AUGCCAAACUGGGGUGGAGGAGCUAAAUGUGCUGCCUGUGAAAAGACUGUGUACCAUGCUGAAGAGAUUCAGUGCAAUGCCAGGAGCUUCCACAAAACCUGCUUCAUUUGCAUGACCUGCCGGAAAGGCCUGGACAGCACAACGGUAGCGGCACACGAGUCAGAGAUCUACUGCAAGUCCUGCUAUGGCAAGAAAUAUGGCCCAAAAGGCUAUGGCUAUGGACAGGGUGCAGGAGCACUGAACUCAGAUCCGACAGACCCAGAUCUCCAAUCUCAAGAGACAAAGUCUCAUCGGCCCACACCCUCUAAUCCAAACUCCAACAAGUUUGCCAAGAAGUUUGGUGGUUCAGACCAAUGCCCCCGCUGCUCCAAAGCAGUGUAUGCAGCAGAGAAGGUCAUGGGAGCAGGGAAGCCCUGGCACAAAACAUGCUUUCGCUGUGCCCUGUGUGGGAAAAGCCUGGAAUCUACCACAGUGACAGACAAAGAUGGAGAGAUCUAUUGUAAAGUUUGCUACGCAAAAAACUUUGGUCCAAAGGGGCGAGGUCUUGGCAACAUGGGAGUGGUUGAGGAGAGAGAAUGA
Molecule: messenger RNA, 579 nt
Organism: Chanos chanos (milkfish)
Lineage: Eukaryota; Metazoa; Chordata; Actinopteri; Gonorynchiformes; Chanidae
Gene: csrp3
Product: cysteine and glycine-rich protein 3 (cardiac LIM protein)
Exons: 5
Coding region: 1-579 (192 amino acids)
Biological process (GO): muscle tissue development; sarcomere organization; cardiac muscle contraction
Cellular component (GO): nucleus; cytoplasm; Z disc
Molecular function (GO): actinin binding; structural constituent of muscle
Source: RefSeq, a predicted model, not a curated record